Messenger RNA from Neodiprion fabricii, 2539 nucleotides. RefSeq lists its product as uncharacterized. The record is from RefSeq and is a predicted model, not a curated record. Lineage: Eukaryota; Metazoa; Arthropoda; Insecta; Hymenoptera; Diprionidae. The transcript is spliced from 5 exons. The coding region runs from base 88 to 924 and encodes 278 amino acids.
GGUUACAUCUUAACUCCAGCGUACGGGUCACAGACGAGCAAAGUGUUGCACCAGCGGCGUCUCGCAGUGUCCGCAGGCUCGGCAAACAUGACCGGAAAUGGAAUGAUGUUUCUUCUCCUCGGCCUCCUCGGCGUCAUUUUUAUCUCAUCGGCGGACGGCGGUUCCGGAGAAAAGCUCCUCUCCAGGAGAAAGCGCUACGUGGUUUUUCCGGAGGGUUCAAGUUUUUCCAUCGCUCUCUGCAUGACCGUGCACACCAUCACCUCCGACAAUAUUUUCACCGAAGGCCUCAAUUGGGGUGUCUCCUACGAUCUGCCGAACGAAAGCAAGCCCGCCCUCGAGCCCUUUCUCAACUUCAGAAAGGACAAGUUAGUCCCCGGGAAGUUCGCCUACAAGGAUCCGAAGAACGGGUAUACGAACGACCUGAAGUACGCGAGCUGGAACGAUGACAGGAAAUACUACGUAUCGAGUCCGAAGAGGUACUUCAAAUCGGACAAGUAUUACGUGCACAGAAGACACAGGAGGGAUCUCUACAACAAGUUGGAGGUGAUAAUGAACGCAAUGGGAUUCGAUGGAAGAACUUGCGUGCUAAGAGCGCUGUGCGAGGCGUCGCAGCGAUUGAUGCCCAAAGGGAACACCUUGAUCGAGGAAAUGAUGAGAAUCACUUUUUCAUUGCCACUGAAGAGGGUCUUCUCGUUUGAACCCCCGGAGCAUCACACCUACGACGCGGCGCAUCGCGCCGGUCACCAGGGUCGCGACUGUACGAGGAUGUUUCCCGCCUGCAGCUUCUCUUUGAUUGAUAUGGCCCUAGGAAAUUACAACAGCCCCGAGGCCAGUUACGACCAGAUUUCUAGCGACACCGGAAAUCUCGGAAAUCUCGCGAAUUCCAGAACGGAACCGCCGGGCGGAAGGUACAUCAUGAAGUGAGAUCGAGUGAAGCCAAGAUUGCAUCGACUUUGCGAUAUAAUGACACUAUAAAUUUUCUAUUUCAUAUAAAUAAUUGUACAUACAUAUAUAAUGUAAAUGACGCGAGGACUUUUUGAGACAUGUGCUCCUAAUUAACGCUGCUGCAAUUAGCGAUGAGUUGGAGUUAUGGAUUUCAUCUAUGUAAUGAAAGAAUAUCGCAGCCUGCGGUGUAACUUACCGUAUAACAACCGUCUGAAUAUAGUCCAUCUGGCCACUUUGGGUAAUUGAAAAAAUUAGACUUGGUAUGAUAUAACUAACAGUGUAGAAAGGUAAGGCAGAAAUUUUUUUUUUUUUUUAUAUAUCUUGCAAUCAGUAAUUACUUCAAUCGAAAUAAUCGUAAUGUAUGAUAAUGCCGUUAACUAAUCAGCGCGUAACGAAUUACCGCAAGAUAUAAUAAUCAUCAGGGUUGGAGUUCCUGGAUUUGUCCCUUGAGUUGAAUUUUAUUAUCAAAUUAACAACUUCCACUGGAAUAACAUCAGGCUUGGGAAAAUAUUUUAAUCCCACUGUGCAGACUUUGCGUCAGGGUGUGUAAGCGUGGAAUUAAUUGGCAUCCAUAUUCCGUAUAAACGUGCUGCAGCCUUACGUGUAUACAUAAUACAUAUGUAUAUACGUGUAUGAUUUCGGUGUUGGCAAACUAGUUGAAUAUAAUUAAUCACACGCGGUACUGCAGCGGGAGAAUGGGGGAGUGGACAGGGUGGCGGAACGAUAUAAUACAUAACACAUAAAUGCAGAGCAAUUCUAAUUUCAAAUAUUGCUUUAGUUUGGAACUUUGCCUCUCGCGAUGUUCCUCUAUAUUAUUAUGUACCUAACGAGAACUGCAAGCAGCGGUUCAUCGGACCGUAAGCCGCGCUAUUUUCGAUCUCUAAAACGUUGCGUUUUCAUUUUUCAUUUCUUCCCUGUCGCCAAUAAACAUUCGACGCUGUACGUUCCAAGAGACAAAGUUGACGAAGGUCUUUCGAUAUCGGUAAACGAUAUUUUCGUUGAUUGAAAAACGCUGCACUUAGGUCUUAUAAUAAUCGUCCGAGGAAUAUUAUAAUUGUUGACAUGUAUUGUGUAUAUAUAUAUAUAUAUACACAUUUAUAAAUAUAUAUGUAUACAAUAAUAUAUAUACUGAUGGUUAUUUUUUAAACAAGAAUUUUAACCGCACGUUUAUUUAAUCGUUUUACAUACGUGGAUAAGUGUGUUAGAAUCAUGUAGACGCUAGCUUACAAAUAAAGUCAUAGUUUAUCCAUAUACAAUGUUUAGAGUACUGGUUUCGAUUAGAUUGAUACUUUAUACAUAGCAUUCUUUUUAUUUCUUUUUUCUUUAUCGAUAUUUUACCUCGUUUUAUAUUCUUAUCUCCUUCCCCCAUCGUUUCUUUCCCUUUUAAUUUCCCCCUCAUAUUUGUUUUCUAUUCUUUUCUUUUAUCGGGAGCGGAAUAAUGUGAGGAAUAGACGGAUUUAAGUGCCAUUUGCCCGGACGCACUUCGGUCCAAGUAUACUAAUACAAACAUACGUUCACGUACCAACAGAUUAUACCGUUGCAGCACUGCGCCUGAAUUAUAUGAGUGUCAAAAAUACGUUCAGGAAUUACUAUU